AUGCAGUCCCUCUUGCGCGGCCUGCCUUUGUUUGGACUUCUCUCCGGCCUCUUGGCUGGUGUACAUGGAUGCCAGACAGACGACGACUGCAGUCUCAACGGUAUCUGCGACCAAGAUGCCACCUGCAUUUGCGAUCAAGGAUGGCGUUCCGCCGACUGCAGCGAGUUGGAUUUACAGCCUGUCGAGCGCUGGACUGGAUACAACCACACGAACGCGACAGGCCCGGAUUUCUACAAGGAGGGCGCCGGAAACUCUUCCUGGGGAGGCCACAUCAUUCAAGAUUGCUCAGACAAGAGGCUCUUCCACCUCAUUACCUCGCAAAUGUCACACGGCUGCGGUCUCUCCGGCUGGAGGCCUUUCAGCACCAUCAUCAGGGCUGAGUCUCGCACGGGGCCGAGGGGCCCGUACAACUACGCUCAAACCUUGUUUAGCACUUUCCACCACAAUCCGACGACCAUCUGGAGCCCGGCUGAUGAAAAGUUUCUAAUCUACUUCAUCGGUAAAGACGUCGAGGUCGGUGACGUCUGCAAAUCUCAAAAAUGGAACAACACAAUCUCGGUAUCCUCGUCCCCGGACCUCAGAGAAUGGACGACGCCCAUCCCGCAAGUCAUCAAUGUCACAAACCCGGCGCCAUGGCCGCUGUGGUCAAACGAGAACCCUACCCAUGAAAUUCUACUCGCUGUGGAGAAGAACAACAUCUAUCACGCAGACAACUUCGCCGCCCCGCAUGAACUUGUUGUAGAACCACGCAACACGGAGCGUAGCGAAGAUCCGUUUCUUUGGAGAGACAAGCGAGGUCACUGGCAUAUUCUGGUCCACCACAUGAUUGAUAUUGCGCAAGGGCGAAAAGGGCCGCACGUUGGAGCACACGCUUACGCUCGAAAGUGGGAGGGCCCUUGGACGUACGACAACAAUACCUUGGCUUACAACACCACUGUUGAGUUUACCGAUGGCGUCAAAUUAGACUACUAUCGCCGGGAAAGACCAAAGUUGUACUUCAGCGAUGACGGUCAGAUGAUUCCGCUAUACUUGCUGAACGGGGUGCAAGAGUUCAACACUUCGGGAAGUUAUACCUUGAUUCAACCAAUUGGCAAGGAAGCAAAGAAGUUUGAAGAGAGCCUUGGACUCGAUUGA
Molecule: messenger RNA, 1134 nt
Organism: Colletotrichum orchidophilum
Lineage: Eukaryota; Fungi; Ascomycota; Sordariomycetes; Glomerellales; Glomerellaceae
Exons: 1
Coding region: 1-1134 (377 amino acids)
Source: RefSeq, a predicted model, not a curated record